Messenger RNA from Musa acuminata AAA Group (dessert banana), 1402 nucleotides. RefSeq names its product probable WRKY transcription factor 27. The coding region runs from base 160 to 1068 and encodes 302 amino acids. Gene Ontology annotation, biological process: regulation of DNA-templated transcription. Gene Ontology annotation, cellular component: nucleus. The transcript is spliced from 3 exons. The record is from RefSeq and is a predicted model, not a curated record. NCBI's taxonomy places the organism in Eukaryota, Viridiplantae, Streptophyta, Magnoliopsida, Zingiberales, Musaceae. Gene Ontology annotation, molecular function: DNA-binding transcription factor activity; transcription cis-regulatory region binding.
UAUACGUUCCCAUGUUUCCUCGGCACUCUCGGCUCCUCUUCCUCAAGCAAAAGUCAGCGCAGCUAGCAUCUCUCUGCCUCCUUGGUCAACGCCGCCGUCUCGCUUUGCGGUGGGGGUAGGUAGGCGGUUUGCGGAGGUCAGUGGUCGGCGUGGACGCGAAUGGCCGAUGACGACUGGGACCUGGGCGCUGUAGUGAGGAGCUGCAGGAUGGCGGCGGCGCCGAGACAGCCUUUGUCUUCGUCUCCUCUGCACACGGCGCCGGUUGAGGCGGAAGCCGAGGGAGGGAAAGGCGGCUCCUUUUUGGGGUUUCCUGAUCUGUUCCGUGGCCGGGAUGGUGUCUGGGAGUUGGAGGAGCUCUGCAAGCCCUUCUUCCCCAAAGUCCGGCAGCAGCUGCCGCGGGCUGCUGUCGCUGUGGCGGGGCCGCAUCAACCGCCUCCGUCGAGGCAAUCUCACCGGCCUGUCUCUCAAAUCCCCCGUUCCAAACGAAAGAAGAACCAGCAGAAGAAGGUGGUGUGCCACGUCCCGGCCGCUGGGCUCUCCUCCGACGUGUGGGCGUGGCGGAAGUACGGCCAGAAACCCAUCAAGGGCUCUCCUUAUCCGCGGGGAUACUACAGGUGUAGCAGCUCGAAGGGGUGCCUUGCCCGUAAGCAGGUGGAGCGCAGCCGGGCGGACCCGGCCAUCUUCAUCAUCACCUACACCGCCGAGCACAACCACCCUGCGCCGACGCACCGCAACUCCCUCGCCGGCAGCACCCGCCACAAGUUACCCUCCCUUGAAGGAGACCACCCGCCCCCGGGCAACCCGUCCUCCAGUCCCCCGUCGUCGUCUACUGCCACCGGACUCUCCCCCACCACCCCGCUCACGAACUCCAUGGAGGACGAGCUCCUCCGUCGUCGGCCAAUGGAGGCGAAGGACGAGGACGUGGACGUGGACGUGGACGAAGAGGAGGGAAUGAUAUUGGCGGACGACAUGGAGGUCAUGGGCGAGGACGACUUGCUCUUGGUGGGCGGCGUGGAGGAAGGUGCUAGCCCUGCAGCCAGCGGCGGCGGAGGCGUUCCUCGGCGAUGACAGUGAAUUGUGAGACUGCCUUUUCUCUCCGUCGCCAUGCGCCAUGGCUGUCUACAAGUAACCACGCGCCUGCCGCUGCUGAUGCCUCCUCUUCUGUUCGUUCUUUUGCCGGCAGAGAGCAGAGAGAAACAAGAGACAGAGACAGAGGAGAGAUAGAAAGGACUACCUAUCACUGUUGAGGAAAAAGAUUAACCUCUCUCUCUCUGUCGAUUGCUAGCGGUUGAAAAGAUAGAAAGUCUUCAACUCUAUACACAAUUUUGCUUCUUUUUAGUGUUUCCUUGUAUUAUAUGAGGUAUUUUUCCUGAUGUGAUCUUUGCAAACCUGCUUCUUUGCA